This is a messenger RNA of Knipowitschia caucasica, 333 nucleotides long. The record is from the annotation of a GenBank genome assembly. NCBI's taxonomy places the organism in Eukaryota, Metazoa, Chordata, Actinopteri, Gobiiformes, Gobiidae.
AUGCAGCCGCCAGCGGAGAUGGACGACCCUGCAGCUAGGUUUGGUUUGGAACGGAGCGAGGCCGAGGACACUUCUGGUUUGUGCAAAGAGGAGAGACGCACUCGGACUCGGACCAUAACAGACACAGAAUCUACCUCCACACGGCGGGACGUCAUGCACAGUGUGACUCACGGGGAUGGACCAUGGAGCACGCCAGGACCAGCGACGCCGCAGAUGAAGACAUUUUCAGACGUUCAUACUGUUCUGAGCGAGAGCUUCAGGGACAUCCUCCAGAGCCGCCGUUUGUUCAGACACUAUGUUCAACUGAAACCACUGCAACAGACGUCUCUCUGA